Penicillium nucicola is the source of this 1392-nucleotide messenger RNA. Its product is annotated as putative RNA 3'-terminal phosphate cyclase. The coding region runs from base 1 to 1392 and encodes 463 amino acids. Gene Ontology annotation, molecular function: RNA-3'-phosphate cyclase activity. Gene Ontology annotation, cellular component: nucleus. The record is from RefSeq and is a predicted model, not a curated record. Gene Ontology annotation, biological process: RNA processing. The transcript has a single exon. Lineage: Eukaryota; Fungi; Ascomycota; Eurotiomycetes; Eurotiales; Aspergillaceae.
AUGCCACAACCUCUGACUACCAAUUUGAACGGUCGAACUCUAGAAGGAGGUGGUCAGCUGGUCCGCAUUGCCCUCGCAUUGUCGACAUUAACCAGUCGACCAGUCAGUAUCGAUCAUGUUCGUGGAAAUCGACAGGGAAAGAAAGGAUUAAAAGGAUCCCACGUCGCAGCCGUGAAGUUGCUAGGCGAGAUCAGCGACAGCAAAGUGUCGGGCAAUGAGAUCGGGUCCGAGACCUUGAAAUUCAUCCCAGAGCAUCAAAAAUCAAGUCAGGGCCCGUUGGUGGAUUUAGCACAAGUCGAGGUGCAGUCUGAAUACGACAUCCACCUCCCGACAGCAGGUGCCAUCUUCCUUGUCUUCCAAGCUCUUUAUCCAUACCUACUUCAUGUGGGAUCGAAGGCAGCUGCUCCGUUCAUUACCGUUACCAUCACAGGCGGAACCAAUGCGUCUUUCUCGCCUUCCUACGACUAUGCCUCACAGGUCCUUGUACCCAAUUUUGCAAAACUUGGACUACCUCCUCUUUUCAUUUUGCUCCACAAGCGUGGCUGGUCAUCAGGGCCCGUUGAGCUCGGGUCAAUACAAUUCCUCAUUCAUCCAUUUGUGCACCAAGAUGCACCAGAUGCAGGACAGAGAGCCAAGUCACAAGUUGCAGGAUCCGGGUUUCCAUGGAUCAAUCUCACGGACCACAAGCGUGGGGGAAUCACCAAGAUCGACAUCACAAUUCUAGCACCAGAUUCACCAAUCAUCAAUGCAGGAGGGAGUGGAAUGACUGCCCGUCAAUACAUAGAGCAAGUUACCGAAAAGACCAUGCGCCGAACACUAAAGAAGUUGGAAUCGUCCACGUUUUCCGAUGGGUCGAACGCUGGGCUAAAAAAGGACGACCUUGAUCAAGGUUUUGCCGACGACACCCCCGUCCCGAUUGAGAUACACACGUCGGAAGCCACAAGCCACCGCAGUCAUGUAUACAUUCUCCUUGUGGCCCAUACCUCCUCAGGGUUCAGGAUAGGACAUGACGCUCUGGGCAGUCUACCCAAAGACCCAUUCGAUCAACGAAGAAAGCCAAGACACAAAGGGAAGCAAAAGCUACCGUCAAAGUCUCGAUCUCGAGCAGAAGCUGAUGCCUACGGGAUCAAGAGCCUGGUCGGCCGCUGUGUGGACGGAUUCAUUGAAGAGAUCUCGAAUCAGAGACCCAAUUCAGACGACUCCAGUCCGCCUUGGACUGCGCCGUGCUUAGACCGCCACAUGCGAGACCAGAUUGUCAUUUUUGAGGAACUAGGAAAGGCUUGCCACCCCGAGAUGGAGACAACCAGCGACGCCCUAGACGACAGGCGAGACUGGACCCUGCAUACGAAGACAGCGGAGUGGGUAUGUCGGCAGAUGCUGGGAAAUGGGUGA